Messenger RNA from Archocentrus centrarchus (flier cichlid), 703 nucleotides. RefSeq names its product thioredoxin-like. The transcript is spliced from 5 exons. NCBI's taxonomy places the organism in Eukaryota, Metazoa, Chordata, Actinopteri, Cichliformes, Cichlidae. Gene Ontology annotation, molecular function: protein-disulfide reductase activity. The coding region runs from base 130 to 453 and encodes 107 amino acids. The record is from RefSeq and is a predicted model, not a curated record.
CUUUGAAUGGGCUGUACUGAUAGGUAACUUUACGCGGAGUGUUUAAAAGCUGUGUGAGUAAAUGAAAUCGGGUAUUCCCAAACUUGGAGACUCUUUGUACCGUCCGAGGCAUUUUGAUCUACAGGUAUCAUGGUUCGCUACGUGGACGAUUUGGCAGAGUUCCAGGCCAUCCUGAAAGAUGCUGGAAACAAGCUGGUGGUGGUGGACUUCACAGCCACAUGGUGCGGCCCCUGCCAAAGGAUCGCCCCAGUGUACGAAGCAUUGGCAGCAGAUUCUAGCAAUGCAAAUGUGAUUUUCCUGAAGGUUGACGUGGAUGAUGCUCAGGACGUGAGCUCACAUUGUGGAAUCAGGAGCAUGCCCACAUUCCAGUUUUACAAGAAUAACCAGAAGGUGCACGAGUUCUCUGGUGCUGAUGGAGCUAACCUAAAAGCAAAAGUGGAAGAGCUGAGAUAAGAAGUCCAGUUGACACAGCCAUGUUUAAAAAAAAAAAAAAGAAUCCUCACAGUAGAAGCUGUUACCCUCGACACAUUCCCACACAGCUAAUAAAAAAAAUCCACACAUCCUGUAGUAGUGACAUAGAUUAGUGUCUGUCUCAACUGGCUGAAGCUUGACGCUGAUCACCACUUUUAAUUCUGGUAUUAUGAUUCGGCUUUGCUCCUGAAUUACCUUGUAUGUGUUCAAUAAAGUGGAUUUAAUAAAUGAA